Messenger RNA from Mesorhabditis spiculigera, 198 nucleotides. The record is from the annotation of a GenBank genome assembly. NCBI's taxonomy places the organism in Eukaryota, Metazoa, Nematoda, Chromadorea, Rhabditida, Rhabditidae.
AUGAUCGCCGAAUUCCCGCUACCCGAGGAGAUCGAGCUUUUGCACUCGAAGCCGGCUUUCGCCUUCGCUCAGGCUUUUCGCCUGCCCGCUUCAUUCUCCGCGCCUCCGACGCUCUUUUCGAGCAAGCUGGAGAACCCAAUUGGUGAGUUUUAUCAAGAUUUUUAUAUCUCCGCACACCACUCCGAGAAGCACGAUCGU